This is a messenger RNA of Scomber scombrus (Atlantic mackerel), 1480 nucleotides long. It is a transcript of the gene mrpl46, whose product is annotated as mitochondrial ribosomal protein L46. Gene Ontology annotation, cellular component: mitochondrial large ribosomal subunit. Gene Ontology annotation, molecular function: structural constituent of ribosome. Lineage: Eukaryota; Metazoa; Chordata; Actinopteri; Scombriformes; Scombridae. Bases 1 to 882 code for a protein of 293 amino acids. The transcript is spliced from 4 exons. The record is from RefSeq and is a predicted model, not a curated record.
AUGGCGUCGCCCUGUAGGAAGAUGGCAAGUCGGUCUCUCUUACAGUUCGUGACUUGUUUCGGGAGGACAGCGGCUGGGAACUCGGUAUUCCGUCAGUUUUCCGGUAGUUCUGUGUGUCGGGCGACUUUACAGACCAAUGUUUUAACGGAAAGAACGACUUCACCGUGGAGUUUGAUGGCGGCGGUGUGUCUGCAGAGGCUGCCGGUCAUCUCAGCGGACUGCAGCCCGAUAGAGCAGCAGUUCAACACCAUGAUGCAGCAGUUGGAGCUGGAGAAAAGCAUGCUGGCCGACCACGAGCUUCGACUGCUGGAGGAGGCCGAGAGGAUGAGUCGCAAGCAGGCAGGCGACUACGACUCCGACGAAGAGGACGACCACCGGCACCAAGAGACCGUGCUGGGCCAGGACCUGGAAGACGCCUGGGAGCAGAAGUUUAAGAACUUCCAGCCUGCGCCCAGGAUCAGAGAUGACGUGGAUAAGGACUUGACCUCAGUGGAGCGCUGCCUGGCCGACUCGCUGGUUCUCUUGGCCAAGCAGCAGGUGGGCGGCUCAGAGCUGUGGCUGCUACCUCAGACUCAGUGGCAGGAAGGAGAAACCUUGCGGCAGACGGCCGAGAGAGCCCUCGCCUCCCUGCCAGGAGCCGCUUUUAAGGCCACUUUCCUCGGGAACGCCCCCUGCGGAGUGUACAAGUACAAACUGCCCAAACCCGCUCGGACGGAGGGAUCAGUCGGGGCAAAGGUAUUCUUCUUCAAAGCCAUUCUGUCCGACAGCGGCCCCGCAGCUGCUCCAGAUGCUGGUUUUCUGUGGGCGAAGAAAAGUGAACUGCAGCGAUACCUGAAACCAGCGUACAUGAUGAAGGUAGACCGCUUCAUCCUCGGCCUGUGAAGCCCAAACUUCACAACAGGGACACUGACUUACAGAAUAAUAUUUAGGAGGCCCAGAAAGUUCAUUUAUCUGCUGUCUUGUGUCAUGCAACGUUCUUCCCUUCAACCUAUGUAUGUUUCAUUGUAUAAAUAAUUUUUUUUUCCACACAGUAAAACCCUUAGAUCUGAUGGAAAGUAUGUGUAAAACUUUAAAGAAAUGACCUUUUUACGAAUGGGUUUUAAACUUUGACUCAUCAGUCAAAAGUUUCUUGGUACAAAUUAGGACAGAAAAGGUUUGUAUAAAAAAAGAAGCCUCCAGCAAAGUCUGAAUGUGGUUCUUCAGUGCUGACUACAGCGACUCUGACAGUAGAAGCUGUAAAAGAAGAACUACAGUUAUGUCUACCCAGAAUGCCCUCACACUGACUAUCAGUCAAUAGCAAGCCUCCAGGGGUGAAGUAUGACAACUGCAUUACAUCAGUCAUCACACAUUCAGAUACACCUGAAAAUAAAAAGUUCAAUAUAAAAAGUGAACUGGCAAUAUCAUAUUAAGAAUCAUUUUAAGAUUCCAGUAAGGCAGAAAGUACACUCAAUCUGUGUUUUGCAAAUGUUUGAUGAGUUAA